This is a messenger RNA of Dicentrarchus labrax (European seabass), 1027 nucleotides long. Its product is annotated as granzyme B. Gene Ontology annotation, molecular function: serine-type endopeptidase activity. The transcript is spliced from 5 exons. Bases 66 to 821 code for a protein of 251 amino acids. Gene Ontology annotation, biological process: proteolysis. The record is from RefSeq and is a predicted model, not a curated record. Lineage: Eukaryota; Metazoa; Chordata; Actinopteri; Moronidae.
UACAAAAGGUAGCAGGGGGAGACUGUGUGCCAGACUCUUCAGCUUUUGACUUCUGUACAACAGCCAUGAUCCACGCAUACUGCAUUAUAUUUGUCUUUCAGCUGCUCUCCCUCACUGGGGCUUCUGAGAGUGGCAUCGUGGGUGGUAAAGUUUCAAAGCCUCAUUCCAGACCCUACAUGGCAUCACUCCAGUUUGAUGGACAUCAUUCAUGUGGCGGGAUACUUAUUCGGGAGGAUUUUGUUCUAACUGCUGCACACUGCAAAGUGCCGAACCGCGAAAUGAUGGUGGUACUUGGAGCACAUAACAUAAGCAAGAAAGAGAAAAGUCAGCAAAGUAUCCCAGUGGCUAAGUACAUUCCACAUCCGGAAUUCACUGGAAAAUAUGAUUAUGACAUUAUGUUACUGAAGUUAAAAAACAAGGCCAAACUGAAUAAGUAUGUGAAGACAAUCAGACUACCAAAGAAAGAUGGGAAAAUCCCAGCUAACAUUAACUGUACAGUUGCUGGCUGGGGAAAAACUGGAGUUAACAAGCCUUCCUCAGAUGUGCUGAAGGAGGCCAUCGAGAAGAUGCAAUUCAACUUUGAGUGCAAAAAAAUAUGUCCAGAUUACUUUGUCACUGAUCGCAUGAUAUGCACCAAAUUCACCAAAAAGAACGGAGGGAUUUGCCAGGGUGAUUCGGGCGGACCGGUUAUCUGCAACAAGAAGCCUCAGGGUAUAACAGCUUUCACCAUCGGAAAUGAGUGUGAUAAUCCCAAGUAUCCUCAUGUCUUCACUAAAGUUAAUUUCUUUAUCCCCUGGAUUAAGAAAAUGAUGCAGGGAUAGGGGAAUGUUGCAUGAGCCACUAUUCAGAAGCCCAGAAUAUCAGCGUUUCUUCAUUUGCUUAUUACAUAACUUUUCUUAAGAAAGCAAACAUUUAAAGAUAAUUAAAAGUCUUAGUUUAAAAAAAAUAAUUCAUGUAGCUAGUACAUGUAUGUGACUGUUUUGCAGAUUGUAUUGAAAAGGUCUGGAAUUAAAAACUAAACACUUUA